UUGUUAAUAAUACAAAACUUGUAAUACAUUAAGGCCGUGAAAGUGAUAAUUAUUUUCAAUCAAAAAUUUGAAUAUUUGCACUGCCGCCACGAGCCGACUGUGAAUGUGAGGACCAGCGCCAAUCGAUAACCGAUAGGCGAUUAGAAGUGAAACAAUAACAAAAUCAGCUGCAAACAAUUUGUGGUGCCACGCAAAAAAACAAGCAACAAAAAGUAUCAAAAUUCGCCUGGAUCUCCACCGCCCUGUCCCCCGGAAGAGAGUGAGUGACCCAGCCAGCAAAGACAACAACAAACGCCCCCCGCCCGGACCUGUCACGCAGCGUGAGACAGAGAGUGGAGAGGAGCAGAGGGUAGUCCGGAGAAGAUGUCGUGGCUGAACAACAGCCUCAGCACGCUCAAGGGCCAGCUGACGAACCUGGCCCAAGAGGUUCUGGCCGAGACUGCUGGGCCCGGUGAUGCCGACUAUCAGGGAUCCGCCGAGGGCAGCGAGAAACGCGCCCAGUCUGCCCUUGAGCUACUGGCCGAGACGCAGCAGCAGAAGGAGCAGCUUGACAGGCGCUGCGAGGAGAAGGACCGCGAGAUUGCCGCCCUGCGCCGCGAAAUAGCCAGGAACAACAAGAAGCAGCCAAAGCUAAGCACAUCCCCCGAGGAAGCACAAUUGCAAAAUGAGGAACAGAAUGUGGAGGACAGCUGGUGCUGGGAGCCCGAUGGAGGGGACCCAGUCAAGGACAAGAAGGAGGCGCAGGCGGGACUCGUGGACAUAGCCCUGGGCGCCAACGAUGUGUCCCGACUGAACAAUCGCAUUGCGGAGCUGGAGCAGCUCAAUGCGCAGCUAAAUGCCUCGCUGGAGGAGCUGGACUCGCAGCACGAGCUGGCCAUGCAGGGCGUCCUCGAGCACAAGACGCAGCUGGCUGGCCAGGUGGCUAAUCUCAAGCAGAUGCAGGCGGACCGCAUGGUGGAGCAUGAGUUGGCCACCGCCCGCCAGCAGAAGCAGCUGGAGGAACUGCAGCGCGGAGCCAAGGCUGCCCAGGAGGGGCAGGAGCAGCUGCAGCAGCGCGUGGAACAGCAGGCGGCGGAGCUGAAGCGUGGCGUGAUGGAGCUGGCCGAGAUGCAGGAGCUGCUGGAGAAGCGUAGCCAGGACAGCACCGAGCUAAUCGAUCGUGUGCGCCUCGCAGAGGCGGAGCGCGAGAAGCUGGUCAAGGAGCUCGAGGAGUGUCGUUUGGCCAAGGAAAAGAAGACAUCGGAGUCCUCGUCGAACAGUUCGUCGACGGGCAAGCACAGCGAGGAUGAGUUCAUAGUGGUGCGGCAGGCGGACGCCGCUUCCGCCUCUGGCUCUGAUCCUGAUCCCGAUCCCGAUCUGGAGGUCACAUCGCCGCCCUCCAAGGAGAAACUACGCGACCGGCUCGUCUCCCUGGAAUCCCAGAUAGCGGUUCUCACCCUGGACAACCAGCAGCUGCAGGACAGCCAGCUGGAGAAGCAGCUGAGCGUCAAUUUGCUGGGUGAUCAGCUCGCCGAGCUGGAGAAGCGGCUGCGCCUAAGCGAGGCGGAGAAGGAGCAGCUCCAGCUGGACCUGCAGCUUCGAUUGCAGCAGCUGACGGUGCAGAACCAGGAGCUCAAGCUCCAUGCCGAGGCCGAGCAGGAGGGUCAUGCCCAGGACCUUGAGGAGCAGCUGGGCGCUUUGCGCGAGGAGAACAGACGCCUGCGUCAGGAGCUGGAUGCCAGCAUAGCUCAGGCCAAGUUCCGCCAGGCCAUUGCCGAGGAGAAGCAGGAGAUCACCGACCUGGACGAGGCCGAUGCCGCCGAGUAUGGCCACUAUGAGCUGGACAAGCUGCGCGCCUUGCUGCAGGCAGAGAUCGAGGAUCGGCUGGGCAGCGCCACGUCCCAGCAGAAGCUGGAGCGUGCCUGGAACUCACUCUCCGAGCGCUGGCAUCGUCUGGACGUCGUGGAGCAGCGUCUGCUGGAGGUGCAGAACCAGCAGCUGGUCUGCGAGCACGAGAAGAAGACCCUCGAGGCGGACAUCUCCCAGUACAUCCUGCAGUGCGAGGAGCUGAUGAAGAACAACGAGCUGCUGCUCAUCGAGCUGGACAAGUUCAAGCGCAACAAGCUAGAGACCAUCGAGGAGCACCACGAGGAGACGAUCAUGCAGCUGGAGGCUCAGCUGGAGGAGGCCCGUCAGCGCCUGGAGGUGGCCCUGGGCUCCCAAAAGGACUUGGAGUCCAAGCUGAAGGCCAAGCGGGAGCAGGACUCUGCCGGAGAGUUCGAUUUGCUGGCCAAAGUGGAGCAGAGGGAAGCAGAGAACGUGCAGCUGGUGCAGCAGCUGUCCAGUGCCAAGAAAGAGCUGGCGGAGAAGGUCACACAGCUCGCCGAGAGCCAGAACCAGAGCCAGGAGCAGGACCAGCUCCAGGCAAAGCUCCAGCAGAGCGAGCGGGAUCAGGAGGGCCUAAGGCAGAAGCUGGCCUCGAUUGCCCAAGAGCUGGAGGAGCGGUCCCAGCAGCUGAGGAUCAGCGAAGAUCGGCACCUGUCCCAGCUGGAGCAACUCUCAGGGGUCAGCCAACGCUUGGAGGAUAAAUCCAACCAGCUGAAGGCCAGCGAGGAGCAGCACAAGGCGCAACUGACCAAGAUGCAAGCCCAGAUGCAGGCGGACCAGGAGCGACUGAGGGAACUCCUACAAGCGCAGGACAAGCUGGAGCAGCAAAAAGAACUCAUGGAGGUUGACCAGAACCAACAGCUGAGCAGCAUCAAGAAGGAGCUGGCCGAAGCGACGCGCCAACUGGACGAGUGCCAAGAGAAGCUAAGCCAGAAGGAAGUCCAGCUGGCGGAGAUGCAACAGGAAAUUCAGGAAAUUAGCGACGAAAAGACAGGCCUCCAGCAGCAGCUGCUUCAGGCGACCAAGGAGCCCGAAUCCCCCGCACUGAGUGCCCAACUUCAAGAGCUUCGUGACCAGCUGCAGGCCAAGGAGCAGGAGCUGCAGCGAACUCAAGCCGAGCUGGCCAAGCAGCAGGAGGUACUGCUGGCCAAGAACGAAGAGCUCCAGCUCAAGGAAGCGCACCUGGUGGCCAAGGAGACGGCAGAGCUGCAAAGCCAGCAGGCCGCCGACCAGAGCCAUCAGCAGCUCCAGCAGGCCAUCGAGGCCCUGGGCCAGGAGAAGAACGAACUGAUCAAGGCCCUGCAACAGAAGCAUCUGGAGAACACGCAAUACUACGCCGAAAUCCAGCGCCUGCAGCCCUGCGAGGCUCAGUUGCAGGACCUGGUCAAGGAGCGCGAGAAGCUGCAGGAUCAGAUCGCUUUCCUCAAGGAAAAAUCCGACAUACUCACCACCAACCUGCUGACGGAGCAGACCAACCAGCGCCUGCUCCAGCAACAGCAGGUCGAGUCGCAGGAGCAGCAGGGCAACGCACAGCGAGACCUGGAGCGCCUGCGUGCGCAUCUCUUGGAGAUCGAGGAGCUGCACACCCAGGAGACGGUGGAGCUGCAGCAAGAGCUGCAGGAAUCACGCGCCCGUCAGGCAGUGCUUGAGCAGGAGGCGUCCAAAUCCAGCACCGCAUACACAUCAGCCAGCAUCCGGGCGAACCAGCAGGCAGAGACAUUGCAGGCCCAGCAUGCCCUGCUCCAGCAGCAACGGGAUGAGCUGCUGACCAAACUGGGCCAGUAUGAGGACCGAGAACUCAAGCAGCAGGCGGCGCUGACCAAUCUGCAGUGCGCCCUGGAGCAAUUCCAAAAUGACAAAGACCACGAUAUUGAGCUGGCCACGCAGCGCAUCCGUCGCGAGAUGCAGUCUCAGCUGGAUCGCCAGGGACAGUUGCAGGCCGAGAUGGGUGCACUGCAGCAGCAGCUGGCGGAUGCCAACCAGGGACUGAGGGCGGCGGCCCGACUCUCCGAUCAGCUGGAGGCUGGCCAGCAAACGAUUGCCGUGCUCCGGGACGAAGUGGAGAGCCUGAAGGAGGCCAACGGUCGGCUGGAGCAGAGCCUCAGCAGCAGCGAGAACAGCCAGACGGAUCGGAUCGACAAGAGCCUGAUCAAGAGCCUGCUUAUUGGGUAUGUGGUCAGUGGACAUGCCGGCGACAAGCAGCAGGUGCUGCGCAUGAUCUCCUCCGUGCUGGAUUUCAAUGCGCAGGAGGCCGACAAGGUGGGGCUCAACAAGCAGCAGAGCAGCUGGCUGGGCGCCAUCCUAGGCGGCAGCGGUUCUCCCCCAGCGGCGGGGGCUACAGGUUCUGGUCGCGGCAAGGAUAACCUGGUGCAGGCCUUUGUGCAGUUCUUAGAACAGGAGUCACAGCCACAAAACCAAGCUGCGUCACGUCCCACAUUGCUUAGCAUGGCUGCUGGCCAGAUGGAGUCAAGCUCUAACGCCGCUGCGCUUCCCCUGCAGACAGCACAAGCACCACACACCGCAGUGGCCGCCAGUCAAGAGGCAGCAGCGGGGAUUCCUGCAACGCCGCCAUUAGGAGGAAGCGGAGGUUCGCCACAGUCGCUGGCAAUGGGCUCCAACGAGUUUGCGCCGUCGCGAAACUCAAGCUCGAUAUUAAAGGACAUCCUCAGCGACUCCUGAUUGUUGUAGAAUUGCCUGAAACCGGACUCCAUCCUCCUCCUUCCGUAUUUCGGUCGUGUUAUUUUGUGUAAUUUUAAUAUAUUUUUUAUCUAUAUAAAUAUAAAUUAACAUCCGUGCAAUCGACGACCGCUCCCCUCCCCCCACGACAUAUAUCUCGCUAUAUAUCUACCUGAUCCUGAUCCCCAACUGUACAAUGUCCAUGUGUAUAUGUUUCGUGCAACGCUAGCAAUCUGUAUAUAUGUAAAAUCAGCAAUCUUCACAGCGGCCUUUGCUAUGUAAUGACUAGCCGCCAAUAAUACUUAUUAAAUAAAACUAGGAA
This is a messenger RNA of Drosophila serrata, 4864 nucleotides long. RefSeq names its product Golgi microtubule-associated protein (gene Gmap). The record is from RefSeq and is a predicted model, not a curated record. Gene Ontology annotation, biological process: endoplasmic reticulum to Golgi vesicle-mediated transport; Golgi organization. Gene Ontology annotation, molecular function: small GTPase binding. Lineage: Eukaryota; Metazoa; Arthropoda; Insecta; Diptera; Drosophilidae. Gene Ontology annotation, cellular component: Golgi apparatus.